GAAAGACGCCUUGUGAACUCUCAGUUUUUCCAUCACUCUGGGAAAUGGAUACUGAAGCUUCUCUCCUUAAUGCCCCAUCGGAUUUUAUCCUCUUCCAAGAAAAUUAGGAAAUUUUCCCUUCCCGCCAUUUUUUCCUCCCUUCUCCUCCAAAAACCUUCGAAUUCCCCCCUGGGGAAUCCCCUGAUUCUGCUGGAAAACCAAACCGGUGAAACAGGUUCGAAUUUCGAAACCCUAAUCCCAAUCUGCUGCUUCUUGAGUUUCACUGGUUGAGGAAAAUCAGCGGAGGGAAAACCCUAGAGUUCGAAUCAUGCCGUCGAUACAGACGCCGUCGGGUAAGAUCCUCCGGCUGGAGAUGGAGAAUUUUAAGUCUUACAAGGGACAGCAGUUGAUUGGUCCGUUCAUGGACUUCACGGCGAUUAUUGGUCCAAACGGCGCGGGAAAAUCGAAUCUGAUGGACGCCAUAAGCUUCGUCCUCGGAGUUCGUACUGGUCAACUGCGUGGGUCACAGUUGAAGGAUCUCAUCUACGCCUACGAUGACCGAGAGAAGGAGCAAAAGGGUCGUAGAGCCUACGUUCGCCUCGUUUACCAGCUCGAGGAUGGGUCAGAGCUCCAUUUCACGCGUUCCAUCACUAGCGCCGGCGGGAGUGAGUAUCGUAUCGAUAAUAGGGUCGUGAAUUGGGACGAGUACAAUGGGAAGCUACGUUCCCUUGGCAUACUGGUUAAGGCUCGUAACUUCCUAGUGUUUCAGGGUGAUGUUGAGUCGAUUGCCUCCAAGAACCCGAAAGAGCUCACGGGACUUCUCGAGCAGAUUUCUGGGUCUGAGGAGCUUAAGAGGGAGUAUGAGGAUCUGGAAGAAAAGAAGGCCAGCGCUGAAGAAAAAUCAGCCCUUAUAUAUCAGAAAAAGAAAACAAUAACACAGGAAAAGAAACAGAAGAAAGAACAGAAGGAAGAAGCUGAAAAGCAUCUAAGGUUACAGGAGGAAUUGAAAGCUCUGAAGCGAGAACACUGCCUGUGGCAAUUGUAUAACAUUGAGAAUGAUAUCGAAAAGGCAAACAAGGAUGUUGAAGCUGAAAAGAGGAGUCGUGAAGAUGUCAUGAGAGAACUGGAGAAUUUUGAAAAUGAAGCAAGUAAGAGAAAGAAAGAACAAGCAAAGUAUCUGAAAGAAAUUGCGCAAUGUGAAAAGAAGAUCGCUGAGAGAAGCUCAAAGCUUGAAAGAUACCAACCUGAGCUUCUAAGGUUGAAGGAGGAAAUGUCCCGUAUAACAUCAAAAAUUGAGAGCAGCCGGAAGGAGCUAGAUAGAAGGAAAAGAGAAAAGGGGAAGCACUCCAAAGAAAUUGAACAGAUGCAGAAAAGCUUAAAAGAGCUGAACAAGAAACUGGAACUUUUAAAUGAAAAGAGACAAGAUAGCAGCGGAAAACUCCCUUUGCUUGAUAGUCAACUGCAAGAAUAUUUUAGGAUAAAAGAGGAAGCUGGGAUGAAAACCAUUAAACUGAGAGAUGAGAAAGAGGUUCUAGAUAGGCAACAGCAAGCUGAUCUUGAAGCCUUACGAAAUAUGGAAGAAAAUCAUCAGCAACUGAUAAAUAGGGAGAAUGAUCUCGAGGAACAGAUUGAGCGGUUAAAGUCAAGGCUGAAAGAGAUUGAUGAUUCUUCUGCUGGAUAUAAGAAUGAAAACACGAAUCUGAAAAAGCAGUUGCGUGCCAUGCAAGAUAAACAUCGAGAUGCCAGGAAUGCUUAUGAAAACUUGAAGACUAAGAUCGGUGAAAUAGAAGACCAGUUAAGUGAUUUGAAGGCCGAAAGAUAUGAAACUGAGAGAGAUAGUAGGCUGUCUCAGGCAGUUGAGUCUCUCAAGCGUCUUUUUCAAGGAGUACAUGGUCGGAUGACUGAUCUUUGUCGACCAAACCGAAAGAAGUACAACCUUGCUGUUACUGUUGUGAUGGGCAGGUUUAUGGAUGCAGUGGUUGUGGAGGAUGAAAGCACUGGAAAGGACUGCAUCAAGUACUUGAAAGAGCAAAGACUUCCUCCUAUGACAUUUAUUCCUCUUCAGUCAGUACGUGUCAAACCAAUCACUGAACGACUGCGAAAUUUAGGUGGCACUGCAAAGCUGGUGUUUGAUGUUAUUCAGUUUGAUCCUGCGCUGGAGAAAGCAAUUCUAUUUGCUGUUGGAAAUACUCUUGUCUGCGAUGACCUUGAUGAAGCCAAGGCUCUUAGCUGGAGUGGAGAGAGAUUUAAAGUUGUAACUGUUGAUGGGAUAUUACUAACAAGGUCGGGCACAAUGACUGGUGGUACAAGCGGCGGAAUGGAAGCAAGGUCUAACAAAUGGGAUGAUAAGAAAAUCGAAGGAUUAAAGAAAAAGAAAGAAGAGUAUGAAGUACAAUUAGAGAAGAUUGGAUCUAUCAGAGAAAUGCAGAUAAAGGAGUCUGAAAUAUCGGGUAAAAUAAGUGGACUUGAAAAGAAGAUUCAGUACGCUGGAAUUGAGAAGAGAAGUAGUACAGACAAGCUGAAAAUUCUGGAGCAGGAGAAAAGGAAUAUAACUGAUGAAAUUAAACGCUCAGCACCUGAACUCUCUAAGUUAAGGGGUGAGGUUGACAAGAGGAAUGCAGACAUCAGGAAGCUGGAGAAAAGGAUCAAUGAGAUUGUGGACCGUAUCUAUAAGGAUUUCAGUAGGUCUGUUGGGGUGGCAAAUAUCCGUGAGUAUGAAGAAAACCAGCUCAAGGAUGCUCAGUAUGUGGCUGAAGAAAGGCUUAAUCUGAGUAACCAGCUUGCAAAGUUAAAAUACCAGUUGGAAUAUGAGCAAAACCGAGAUGUUCAGUCACGGAUUCGGAAGCUAGAAGCUUCUUUCAGUGCUUUGGAAAAUGAAUUGGAACGCAUACAAAAAAAGGAGUCUGAACUUAAGGAAGCUGCUGAAAACGCCUCUAAUGAGAUUAAACACUGGAAAGAGGAAAUGAAGGAGUGGAAGCAGAAGUCAGAAGAGUGUGACAAGAAAAUCCAAGAUUGGAAAAAGCAGGCUUCUCAAGCCACAACAAGCAUAACCAAGCUCAAUCGUCAACUACACUCCAAGGAAACACAAAUUGAGCAGCUGAUCUCACAGAAGCAGGAAAUAAUCGAGCAUUGUGAGCUGGAACAUAUAACCCUUCCUAUUGUGUCCGAUGCUAUGGAAGAGGAUGACUCCGAUGGGCCACAGUUUGACUUUAGUGAGUUAAGCAGGGCACAUCUCCAAGAACGGAGAUCAUCUGCUCGUGAGAAAGUGGAUGCAGAAUUUAGGCAGAAAAUAGAAUCUAAAACAGCUGAAAUCGAAAAAACGGCUCCAAAUUUGAGGGCGCUGGACCAAUACGAGGCUUUACAGGAGAAAGAAAGACAGGUUAAUCAAGAGUUUGAAGCAGCCAGAAAGGAGGAGAAGCAAGUAGCGGAUGCCUACAAUGCGGUUAAGCAAAAGAGGUAUGAGUUAUUUAUGGAAGCUUUCAACCACAUUUCAGGCAACAUUGACAAUAUCUACAAGCAACUAACCAAAAGUAAUACACAUCCAUUGGGUGGGACUGCAUAUUUGAACUUGGAAAACGAGGACGAUCCGUUUCUUCAUGGUAUAAAAUACACUGCUAUGCCCCCCACAAAACGAUUCCGUGACAUGGAACAGCUCUCUGGAGGGGAGAAAACAGUGGCAGCCUUGGCUUUACUCUUCUCCAUUCAUAGCUAUAGGCCUUCGCCCUUUUUCAUAUUGGACGAGGUAGACGCUGCCCUCGAUAAUUUAAAUGUUGCGAAAGUCGCUGGAUUCAUUCGCAGCAAGUCAUGCCAAGGAAACCGUGAUAAUCAGGACCCAGAGAGCGGCCACGGGUUCCAAAGCAUCGUAAUAUCUCUCAAGGACAGUUUUUAUGACAAGGCUGACGGUUUGGUCGGAGUUUUCAGAGACACUGAAAGGAGCUGUUCGAGGACAAUGUCGUUUGAUCUUACCGGCUAUGGAGAGUCGUGAUACGUCUUCUAAACCCAGGUUCAAACUAAGCAUAGGAAAGAAAAAAAACUGAACACUGUAGAUAUGUUAAGCAUCUGGUAUCACUUCACUUAGUUUGGUUGGUGUUCUUCGUGUCUUGACUAGGAAAAGGUGCUUGUGAUUGAAGUGACUUAAUGCCAUCAGAUUAGGGUGUGGGCUUUAGAUCUGACGCUUGUAGUAACUGUUUGUGGAUUCAGUUCGUGUUGCUCCUCUUGAACUCUGCUUGCUGUUUUUGUUUUCAAGGUAAUAAUAUCUUACGCCCUGGAUGUUUCUUUGGUUUA
This is a messenger RNA of Tarenaya hassleriana, 4263 nucleotides long. RefSeq names its product structural maintenance of chromosomes protein 1. Bases 308 to 3964 code for a protein of 1218 amino acids. Gene Ontology annotation, biological process: sister chromatid cohesion. Gene Ontology annotation, cellular component: nucleus; cohesin complex; chromosome. The record is from RefSeq and is a predicted model, not a curated record. Lineage: Eukaryota; Viridiplantae; Streptophyta; Magnoliopsida; Brassicales; Cleomaceae. Gene Ontology annotation, molecular function: ATP hydrolysis activity; protein binding; ATP binding. The transcript has 18 exons.